CCUGGCGGAGCGGCGGCCGCGCGGGGCGGCGGUGGCGGCGGAGCGAUGGCGUGUGGGGGCUUCGCCUGCUCCAAGAACUGCCUGUGCAUCCUCAACCUGCUCUACACGCUGGUGAGCCUGCUGCUGAUUGGAAUUGCAGCAUGGGGAAUUGGCUUUGGCCUCAUCUCUAGUUUCAGAGUCGUUGGAGUGGUAAUCGCAGUAGGAGUCUUCCUCUUCUUUAUUGCCUUAGUUGGAUUGAUCGGUGCAGUGAAACAUCAUCAAGUAUUGCUAUUCUUUUACAUGAUUAUUCUUCUGCUAGUCUUUAUUGUCCAGUUUUCUGUCUCCUGUGCCUGUUUGGCACUAAAUGAGGAACAGCAGAGUGAACUUCUAGAGGUGGGAUGGAGUAACACCAACAGCGCAAGAACAGAUAUCGAGAGAAAUCUGAAUUGUUGUGGAUUCAGAGUUUUUUAUCCCAAUGAAACCUGCGCCGCUGAUUGUCUUAGAAAUCUCCACUGUAGACCAUGUGCACCAAUAAUGGAAGAAUAUGCUGGAAUGGUGCUGAGAUAUGUUGGUGGAAUAGGACUCUUCUUCAGCUUCACAGAGAUUCUGGGAGUUUGGCUGACUUACAGAUACAGGAACCAAAAGGAUCCCCGUGCAAACCCUAGUGCAUUUAUUUGAUGAGUUUAUAAAGGACUAAAUCUUCUCUCUGCACCAUCUACUUAAAAAUACUGAUUCUCCAUAGUUUGGUAUUUCUCCAUAAUAGGUAUUCUACAUGUACUCAAAAUAAAACACAAGUCCUGUAAGAAAUGUGUAGUUUUCAUAUUUAAUUUCUACUAUUUUUCUUCCAAGAAUCUCUAUCUUAAAGUAGAUGGGUGCAUUCAGUAGCUGGGCAGAGUUGAACUGCUGAUUAAGACUUUGUUAAUUGUUAUGGUAAACUCUGUACAAUGAGUUUUAUAGCACUACUGGGUUAUCUGCUGUAAAAAACCCCCUAGAGGUAUUUUCUGCUGUAUUCAUUGAUUACAGAAAUUCACAUGACUUCUCAUUAAAAUGAUCAAAAUUUA
This is a messenger RNA of Melozone crissalis (California towhee), 1040 nucleotides long. It is a transcript of the gene TSPAN13, whose product is annotated as tetraspanin 13. The coding region runs from base 46 to 657 and encodes 203 amino acids. The transcript is spliced from 6 exons. The record is from RefSeq and is a predicted model, not a curated record. Lineage: Eukaryota; Metazoa; Chordata; Aves; Passeriformes; Passerellidae. Gene Ontology annotation, cellular component: membrane.